AAACACACCCUAGAAGCAAGAUCAUAUCCUCUUCUCUCUUCGUGAUCAUAGAUUAUUAUAUACUAUAUUAAUGUUUUCCAACAAGAGAAGGCUCAUGAAAACCCUAUUCAAUAGAAACGGAGGCUGCGGGUGUAGCACACCAAAGUCCUCCGAUGUACACGAUCCCACCCCAAAACCUAAAAUUUCCAUUUACCAAAACACAAACCCUAGUAGCCUCAAUUCAUCGACCACUUCCGGCUUCGACGACGAAGACUUCACUUCCACCACCGUCUCCGAACCCGACACACUUCACGACCACAAAAACAAAAACAAUGAAACGGCAAAACCGAACCCAAAACUCAUUGACAGCAUCGCCGUUGAGAAGGACUCAAAGGACCCAUAUAACGAUUUCCGAGAUUCCAUGCUCCAAAUGAUCUUUGAGAGAGAGAUCUACUCAGAACCCGAUCUUCAAGAGCUUCUCGAAUGUUUUCUUGAACUGAAUGCCACGUGUCACCACCAAGUCAUAGUCCAAGCCUUCAUAGAGAUCUGCGAAGAAGCGUUCCCUAAGAAGAAUAUUAGUGAUGAUGGUGGUGUUUCUGAACCGUGUCGCAGGAACCAGAUGAUGAACAUUCGAAAGAGUCGGUGA
Molecule: messenger RNA, 625 nt
Organism: Abrus precatorius (Indian licorice)
Lineage: Eukaryota; Viridiplantae; Streptophyta; Magnoliopsida; Fabales; Fabaceae
Product: transcription repressor OFP8-like
Exons: 1
Coding region: 71-625 (184 amino acids)
Biological process (GO): negative regulation of DNA-templated transcription
Source: RefSeq, a predicted model, not a curated record